AGUUAUGGUAGAAUAUUAUUGAAAAGACAUACAGCUUUGUGUUUGCAUGUGACAAGAACGGGGCAGGUGUGACUGCUUCAUCCAAGACAAGAUCUUGCUUGGUGAGUUAAGGUCUCCUGUAAAAGAAAAAAAAAAGAGGAAGAAGAGGGGAGUCCGGCAUCAUGGAGAAAUUCCAGGCAGCCAUGGUUCUGGGCGCUGUUGGCGACGCCUUGGGGUACAGAAAGGGGCGUUGGGAAAGCUGCACUUCAGGCCGACAGAUCCAGGAGGAACUGGCCUCUCUGGGGGGCCUGGCCGCCCUGAAGCUGGACCCUGAUAACUGGCCCCUGAGUGACGGAGCACUGAUGCACAUGACCACGGCAGAGGCACUAAUCACAGAUUACUGGUGUUUUGAGGACCUGUACCGGGAGCUAGUGCGUCUCUAUGUAGAAGCCAUGGUGUCCCUCCAGGGUCGAGCCCCCGACCCUGCCACGGUGGAGAGCUGCGCUCACCUCAAGCCUCACAACUUCCUGUUGGCCUGGCAUACACCCUUCAAUGAAAAAGGAUCUGGGUUUGGGGCAGCUGCGAAGGCCAUGUGUGUGGGUAUGAGGUACUGGCAACCUGAGAGACUGGAGAGCCUGGUGGAGGUCAGCGUUGAGACAGGCAGAAUGACCCACAACCACCCGACAGGCUUCCUAGGUUCCUUGACAACGGCAUUGUUCGCAUCCUAUGCUAUCCAGGGGAAACCCCCUGUGAGUUGGGGCCGCGAGCUAAUGAAGGUCAUCCCGAAGGCUGAGGAGUACUGCAGGAAAACCAUACGCCACAUGGCAGAGUACCAGGAGAACUGGUUCUACUUUGAGGCCAAGUGGCAGUUCUACCUGGAAGAGAGAGAAAUAGAGAAGGAGGGACAAAACAAACCCUUGUUCCCCGACCGCUACGACGCUGAGGAGACAGACAAGAUGUAUAAGCGCUGGAGCUCAGAGGGCUGUCCAGGCCGCAGGGGCCAUGAUGCCCCCAUGAUCGCUUAUGACGCACUCCUGGCAGCAGGAAGCGACUGGACUGAACUCUGUCGACGGGCCAUGUUCCAUGGAGGUGAGAGUGAAGCCACGGGCCUGAUAGCAGGUUGUCUCUACGGCCUAAUGCACAGCCUGAGCAAGGUUCCCAAAGAGCUGUACCAGGACCUGGACAGACGGGAGCGCCUGGAGGAGCUGGGAGCUGCACUUCACAAGGCAGCGUCUGCAGAGAAGUGCAUAGAGAAGUAAUCCUGCUCUUCACUGGCCUGAAUCCUACUGGCUAUCAGAGGAACUGCACGUGACUCUAAAGGCUGCUUACCUCUGUCCCACACUGCCCCCUAGUCCUCCUUGGUAGUAUCUCAGUUGUCUUAAGCGGCAACCUCCACUCUCCUAUCUUGUCCUCCUUGCUCCCUCGCUUUACUCUGCACUUUCAGAUCUGUGAACUUAAAGGUUAAUAGCAUGCUUCUGUCAUUGUAGAUAUGAGGGACAGCAAACAAUCAAAGGGAGACCAUUUAGGCUACUGAGCUGCAGAUAAUUUAAGUGUUUCUAUGAUAUCGGCUUUCUUGCCCUGGAUCUGGGAUCAGUUUGCUCUAUAGACAUGUAAUGUUGAUGGCAGGGCAUAUAAACUUACUUUUACUAGCUUCUAUGACUCCCCCUAAUACUAAAUGACUCAUGAUGAACUGUGGGGGUAAAUUAACCUGAUCCUACUUAACUUUUUGAAGUAGUUAACACAAAAAUAUAACAGACAGGCCAACUUUGAUCUUUUCUCCAUUUCAAGCAAACCUAUAUUAACAUUCAGCACAUCUGAAUUAUUUUAAUUUAUGUAUGGUAUGUUUUGAUAAAUCCUAAUAUAUUUUAAUACAAGCCCCUGUCCUCAGAGGGUUGUUUGAAGCCUGUUGAGUAUGCCUGUGUUCCAGCUUGUAACAAUAAAUACUACCUGAAUCUCAGGCGCUUUAUUAAAUCAGUACUUGUAUAUCCUUAGCUGAUCAUUGCAUGUAAAAUUUGGUGGAGAUGAUUUUAACUUGUAUGUAAUAAUAGACUACAGACUAGUAACCAAUUUUUCUUAUACUGUGAUGACUUUUAUUUGUACUUCCAUGGCCUCAUGUAUGGUGUACUGUAUAUUGUGAAGCCACUUCU
Molecule: messenger RNA, 2126 nt
Organism: Myripristis murdjan (pinecone soldierfish)
Lineage: Eukaryota; Metazoa; Chordata; Actinopteri; Holocentriformes; Holocentridae
Gene: adprhl1
Product: ADP-ribosylhydrolase like 1
Exons: 7
Coding region: 162-1238 (358 amino acids)
Biological process (GO): protein de-ADP-ribosylation
Molecular function (GO): ADP-ribosylarginine-[protein] hydrolase activity; magnesium ion binding
Source: RefSeq, a predicted model, not a curated record